UAUGCGUGCGAGGUUGGCUUUCCGGACUCCAGUUUUGGCAGACGCGUAGGCUUCCUUGAGCUUCUAUUUCGCGAUAUCUAGGCUGGUCGUGCUUGACGACGUCUCACUUAGUAGAAUUUAGCGGCGAGGGUGUGCCCCGAAUUUCCAUGCGGACCAACGGCAUCCGUCAAACGCGUAACGCUGUCGCCAUCUUGGCACCGAACGCCGUCAGCGCCGUCAAUCGGCCUAACAUCGUACUGCGGUGUGCUCAUGCGCCGCACUCAUGCGCAGCACGAGAUAAACUAGCGCGCUUUUCGAAUUCAUCCUUCGUCGGUAAUAAAAUUGAGAAUACAGAGGAAGAUUCAGAACGGGUACUGAAUAUUACGUAAUACAUCCCUGACUUCGAUCCGGUCAAUGUUUUCAACUUCAAUAAUAUCACGACGGACAUGUUAUGUGACAGUAGAAUACUGUGCGAUACGGAAGGAAAUCUGUUACUUGUUAAUUUGGAAUAUUAUUACGCUUUCUGCUUCAGUGGAAUACAUAAGUUAAACGACCACGUGGGCCAUUUAAAAACUAACGUGUCUUACAGUAUGCUUUCAAGAAAACAAAAUUACGAAAGAUUAUUCUCGAAAAAUUUAUAUGAAUUUAUAAGCAUCACGCUCACACUAUUAAUACGAAUGAGCUAGUGAAAGAAUAUAAAAAAUAUAUAACUAGGUUAAACGAGAAAUAUUACGUAUUAGGAAGAUGUGAUAUAAUAUUUAUUUUAACCUUACUUUUAAAUGUUUUAAGAAAAUUUAUCAGCAUAUAUCAUCUAAGAAGAACAAAAAAUAAUAUUAGCUUAUAUUGAAAGUAAUGCAUUGACUAGAAAUAAGUACUUUUUAUACAGAAAAUUAACAAAUUACUAGUCAAUUUAAAUUAAAAAGAUUUUUACUGAAACAUGUCGGCAAACGAUUCAUUGAGUGAUGAACCAGACUGGAAGAAACCGAAGUGUAGCAUUAUUUCAGAUCAUGUUGAAAGUGAAGAAUUUAAGACCUUAGUUACAAACAACUGGUGCAAUUAUAACGAGAUUAAGACAGAUCAAUUUGAAAUUAUAACAAAACCUUUUAGAGUUUGUAAGAUAUCUAAUUUUCUGGAUAACAAACAAUUUCUAAAGAAACUCAAAGGUGAAUUAGCGGGAAUCAAAUAUCAAAAAACUUUUAACGAUCUACAUCAAUUUGCACAAUCAAAAGACCUUAAAUCUGUGAGCAAACCUAAUAUACAAUUUUUUUAUUCAACUUUUAAAAAAGAUAUGACCGAAUGGAUGAAACAUGUUACAAAAAUUGAACUGAAUAAUAAAAUCUCAAUGUCGAGUUCAAUUUACAAAAAUACAGAUUACUUGCUUUGCCACGAUGAUAAUAUGGGUGAAAGAAAAAUAGCUUAUAUAUUGUAUCUCUCAUCGAAAUGGCUUCCUGAAUAUGGAGGAACCUUGGAUCUUUUCGAUACAGAUGAAAAUGGAUUUCCUCAGAAUGUAGUACGGUCUCUGCUACCAGAGCCUAAUUCGUUCAUCUUUUUUGAAGUUACAGACAACUCUUUCCAUCAAGUAGCAGAAGUGCUUACCAAGGAAAAAACUCGUUGUUCCAUUAAUGGCUGGUUCAAGGGUCCAAUAAUUAUUCCAGAGAAAAAAAGACCGCCAAGACCUGUAUUACCAUGUAAAUAUAUUGAACCAAUGGACAUGGAAAGUAACUUAGAUACAUGGAUAAAGUCUAUCUAUAUGGAAGAAAAAUAUGUUAAAUCUAUCCAGAAGACAAUAGAAAAAAAAUCUUAUAUAUUGCUUGCCAAAUUUUUCGUAGAAAAUAUAUAUGAUACACUUUCACAAGAAAUUGUCUCUGAAAGUAUUUGUUGGAAAAAACUUGGUCCUGCCGAUGAACGAAACUAUGAAAUAGCUGAUGAAACGACUCUGCCAAGAUUUUUAAAGAAUUUUUAUGAUAUGUUUAAAUCUAAAGCCUUCUUUGAUCUUCUUAAACGUUAUACGGAAUUGGAUCUUGUUUCAAUGGAACCAAAUAUGAAACCAAAAAUGACCAUUGAAUUGCAAAGAUGGACGCAAGGUCGUUAUACCAUGAUAGUCGAUAAAUCCAAUAACCAACAAAAUGUAAAAGAUAUUGAAAUGCAGGAAGCAAAAUCUGAUAUGCUUGAUAUAGCUUCACGAGAAAGUAAGAAAAUAACGACAUUGGAAUCUAGUACCGGUGCUGACAGCAAAGAAAUUUAUAGUAGCAGAGAUACUAAUAGUAGCAAAGAAACUAAUAAUAGCCAAAUGAGUAAUAGUAGUAAAGAAAGCAAUGGUAGCACAUAUUUUACAUUUAAUAUACAAAAUAAGAAAAGUUCAUUUAUGAAAUCUCAGAGCAGCGAUAUUUCCGAAUCUACAAGUUAUGCUACUAUCUGUACAAAUAUAGACAAUAACUUUAUAAGUACUAGCACACCUUUAGCUAAUAAUAAAUGUAAGGAUGAACAAGAAACGGAAAGAAGUAAAAUAUUUAUGAAAAUUGAACCAGAUAUAAAAAUGCGACGUACUACGCAAGGAUCAGAUAUUUUUUGUGAUACUGAUACUAGUGAUAUCUCAUCUGAACUAAAAAACACUGAUGAUUAUUAUUCGAAUGACCAUUUCACGAAGGAAAUAGAAGAAGAACGAGAAUAUGAUGAAUGUGAAGAAGAAGAAGAUGAAGAAGAAUAUGAUGAACAUACAGAAGAAGAAGAAGAAGAUGAUGAACAUACAGAAGAAGAAGAAGAAAUGGAUAUUGAAAUUGAGGAUGAAAACAAAAAUGGAGACGAUAACGAAGACGAAGAUGAAGACGAAGACGAAGAUGAAGACGGAAACGAAGAGGGUUCUUUGGAUUUAAUCCUUCAAUUUCAUACUAAAAAUAUAAAUUCGUUGCAUACAAUAGAUUAUGUUAAACCCAAUGAGAAAUGCGGUUUAUGUAUUCAAGUACCUUCGAGAGACAAUUAUUUAUGUUUCGUUUAUAAAACUGGAAAUGUUACUUGUGUUCACAAAUAUGUUAAUCAUUAUUGUAAUGGUUAUUUCUAUAAAUUAAUAUGUACAUAUACUGAAUAGUAUUUAUCGCGUUGAGGUGCGAUUAAAUUUUUCAACGGCCGUUAUACUUCGAUGCGUCGUUUAAAUACAAGAAUUAUUUUUUAGAAAAAGAUAUGUAUAAUACAUCUCAUUUAACCGAUGAUCAAAUCAACACUCGAGAUCAUAUAAAAGAUUAAUUGAUAUUUCGAAAGAAAUAUUAAAAUAAAAAUAAACAGAAUUAUUAAAAUAAAAUUACCAGAAUUUAUAUGAGCAUAUAAUAUUUCUUGUAUUUUCUUUUCUUUUUUUCUUUUCAUAAAUUUGUAUACUUUGCAUUCUCCUUUUUACAUUAUGUAACAAUUUAACCAAGGACAGUCAUCUAAACGCAAUGACAGUAUUUGUCCUAUGGCACGAGUCAUUUAGCGAACACAUCUAAGGUGAAAAUUAAGAUCACAAUGCAGGGAAACAUUCGCAAUUAUUUAUUAAGUGCAGCAUAUACAUAAUCUAAUAGAGAGUAACAUAUACAAAGUGGUGAAGGUAUUCGUUUCGGAAAGAGAUCAUGCAUAAUGUGAAUGGAAAGGUGCAUAGUAUGAUAUAUGUAUUUGUGUAUGUCUAUGUACGUGAAUGUUAGAAAGAAAAGUUUCCUACAUUAUAUAUUAGCCAUUGUUAAUUAACAUUUAUCGAGCAAUCAUUAACUUUCUAUUGGCUAAUGCAAAAUUUAGAUUGAGACUAUUAGAACGAACGAUUAUCAAAACUUUUCUUCCAUACUUUAAGAGAUGAAACGAGCUGUAAGAAUUAAAGAAAGAAAAAAGAAUUUAACAAAAAGAAAAAAAAGAAGAUAAAUAUUGGAAAGGAGAAAAAAAUUAAAUCGUUACUCUUGUUAUACGAAAAAAAUAAAAGAUAGGUGAGGAUCUAGUAAGCUAAAAAAAAAAAAAUAUAUAUCAAAAUCAUUUUCAAUUUUUAUACAAAUCCUUUUUAUAUAAUAGGAAACGAAAUCGAGAAAUUCUGCAUAUAUAUACACACAUAUUCAUAUGUACAUCAUAUGAUCUUUGGUUGUUCCAUCAUAAGACGUCCUUUUAAUUUGAUAUUAAUCAAACAAAUUAUAAAAUUCAUUUUCGAGAAUUUAAACCGCGAUAAGGGGUUUGGGGGAGCGGGGGUGGGGUAGGGAGGUCUGGGGA
Molecule: messenger RNA, 4197 nt
Organism: Polistes canadensis
Lineage: Eukaryota; Metazoa; Arthropoda; Insecta; Hymenoptera; Vespidae
Gene: sud1
Product: prolyl 3-hydroxylase OGFOD1
Exons: 2
Coding region: 917-3064 (715 amino acids)
Biological process (GO): regulation of translational termination; peptidyl-proline hydroxylation
Cellular component (GO): cytoplasm
Molecular function (GO): L-ascorbic acid binding; iron ion binding; peptidyl-proline dioxygenase activity
Source: RefSeq, a predicted model, not a curated record